AUGGCUAUGAGAUAUCGUCAUUUAGCCGCAACUGCGAAAGAAACUGUAGGCGUUUAUAGAUCAGAUAUCCACGGACGGGGAUUGUUUUGUAAAAGGAUUAUUGAAGCCGGAGAAAUGAUUAUGGAAUAUGCUGGUACUAAAAUUCGAUCAAUUUUAACCGAUAAGCAGGAAAAGUAUUACGAAGGCAAAGGUUUAGGUUGUUACAUGUUUAGGAUCGAUCGUGAUGAGGUCAUUGAUGCCACUCUUAGUGGCAAUGCAGCUAGAUUUAUUAAUCAUUCCUGUGAUCCUAAUUGUUAUUGCAAAAUUGUACCUAUUGACAAUAUUAAGAAGAUCAUAAUCUUUGCUUUACGAAGAAUCUAUCCUGGAGAAGAACUGACAUACGAUUAUAACUUUGCGAAAGAAGAUAUUAAAUUACCGUGUAACUGUAGUUCAAAGAAAUGUCGAAAGUUUUUGAAUUAA
Trichoplax adhaerens is the source of this 459-nucleotide messenger RNA. RefSeq lists its product as uncharacterized. Gene Ontology annotation, biological process: positive regulation of DNA-templated transcription. The record is from RefSeq and is a predicted model, not a curated record. Bases 1 to 459 code for a protein of 152 amino acids. NCBI's taxonomy places the organism in Eukaryota, Metazoa, Placozoa, Uniplacotomia, Trichoplacea, Trichoplacidae. Gene Ontology annotation, cellular component: histone methyltransferase complex. The transcript is spliced from 3 exons. Gene Ontology annotation, molecular function: protein binding; histone H3K4 methyltransferase activity.